This is a messenger RNA of Aspergillus nomiae NRRL 13137, 690 nucleotides long. RefSeq lists its product as uncharacterized. The record is from RefSeq and is a predicted model, not a curated record. Bases 1 to 690 code for a protein of 229 amino acids. Gene Ontology annotation, molecular function: oxidoreductase activity, acting on the CH-OH group of donors, NAD or NADP as acceptor; NAD+ binding. The transcript is spliced from 3 exons. Gene Ontology annotation, biological process: fatty acid metabolic process. NCBI's taxonomy places the organism in Eukaryota, Fungi, Ascomycota, Eurotiomycetes, Eurotiales, Aspergillaceae.
AUGUCAACACCGGUGGUUAGAACAGUGGGCGUGAUUGGGACCGGUGUCAUAGGUGCAAGUUGGAUCGCUCUUUUCCUCGCGAAAGGCCUCAAAGUAAUCGUUACCGACCCUGAUCCCGAUGCUCCGGCAAAGCUUUCAACAUUCCUACAUGAUGCCUGGCCAAGUUUCGUUAUAGCAGGCCUUGCACCAGAGGCAAGCCUCUCAAAUUACGAGUUUAACAGCCUUGAGGGUUUCAAAUUUAGGAGAAAGCUUUUGGCACGUCUGGACCAAAAGACACCACCCGCAACUGUGAUCUGUUCCUCUCAACCAGGAAUCCCUUCUGAGCUGGUAUGCGAAUGCAACCAUCGUCCCGGCCGCGUCCUCAUCGGCCAUCCUACCAGCUUACCCCAUUUGCUACCAAUAAUAGAGGUUACUAUCCACCCUGAGACGCAAAUAAACCAUGCUAUUGCCGCAACAGGCUUUUAUCGCUCCCUUGGCGGAAUGCCCCUCCUUGUACGGGAGGGCUCCAUUGACUUGGGUGGGAAUAGAUUACGGGCCGCCCUUCUUGGUGAAACUUAUGAUUUGGUUCAUCGAGGCGUGGUAUCUGUGGCUGAUAUUGGCAUCGUCAUGACUGGGCUUCAAUGGGCAUUUGCUGGUCCUUUUAGAACUAACGGCGUUAGCACGAUUGGGACUUGCCCCCAUAUAUGGUAA